AUGACCUUUGUCCUGUCCUUCUUGACCACCUAUAUUUCAUCCUGGGAUGACGACAAGAAGGAUGCCGACGACGGCGGCGACUUCCUGGACAAGACCGGCGACAACCCCAUUGGCAUUCUGAUAGUGGUCAUCCUCAUCCAGUUUCUCCGGGCAAAGGCCGACUUGGCAGCCCAGGCCGUGGCUGCGGUCGCCUCUCCUGCGACCGCCGACGACGAUGUCGACAGCUUGAAGAUCCGGCCAUCCACAGAGAGCUUCAUCAACACCUUCUGGGUGGCGGGUCUUGUAAUCUACUACAUCUUCCGCAACGAUAACAAUGGAGAAUUGCAAAUUGCGACGAUUCUCUUCUUGCCUCUGUGGGCAGUUGGUGCUUGCAGGACGGUGCUCAGGUUCGCUGCCUUCCAGAAGACGACGGGCUCCUUUGCGUUCGGCCGCAACGCGCAGCUUAUCGAUGGCUACAUGAUUCAGCUCCUGCAAGGUGGCAGCUGCUUCGAGACGGCAGUACCCCGUCUCAUUGUGACGGGCGAAAGGAAGCAGGAGGUGGAAGAAAGCCCGGUAGGGUACCGUAUCAAGCUCUCGGCUCUGCAGGAUCAGCAAAGCAGGCUGGUCACACUGGACCAGGUCUGGUCUGAGAGCGGCAAUGGCAACAACCAUCUCCUACCAAAGCACAAGGAUCUCUGCAUCUCCUUCUCUCUGUUCAAGUGCCUGCGAAGGCGGUUCGCAGGCUACCGGCUCACCGCCGAGGCCGGCUCUAGCUGGGCGUUCCGGUUUUUCCACGAUGGUCUUCUCGGCCAGGACCCGGAACACCAUCACCAGAGGAUCUUUCAGGUGAUCGGCGAAGAGCUCUCCUUCGCCAGCGACUUCUUCUUCUCUCCUCUCCCUUUGGCCUCCUUGGGCACCACGGCUGCGGCUUUCCACUUCUUCUUCUCCUUGCUCAUUCUGCCCAUGCUUUCCUUCCUAGCAUUGGCCCUUGUCAUCGUUGCCAUUUCCUCUAGUGAGACCCCCAUAUACUGGCUUGCCCUUAUUCUUGCUGUUUUCAAUGUGGUCACCGAGAUUUGGGAGAUGGUCACUAGCGUGCUCUCCAACUGGACCAAGAUCAGCAUAAUUGCCCACUACAUCAGGUGCAAGAACCAUUGCGCCCGCAGAUUCUUGCUCUGUCUGCUGAAAUGCAGACAUCCACGGUUCUGGAAGGAUAGGAUCCAGCAGACCGAGCUGCUAACGCCGAUGCUCUUCGGCGCGCGUCCAUGGGCUCGCCUCUUCAAACGGCUCUACCUCCGGUAUAGGCCCAGGACAAAGAUCGACGACGCUGUGAAGGAGGCCAUCUUCAGAGCAUUCAGGGCCAGCGGCGGGCAGCUGAGGGAGGGAACGGCCGCGGUGAGGCGACGCUACGGCUGCCAAGCGUUCCACCAUGGCAAUGACAUAACCUGGGCAUGCCGUGACGGCGGUGGCGACUUGGCCUUGGCCACCACCACCGAUGCCAUCCUUGUGUGGCACAUCGCCACAAGAAUCUUCUCUCUCAAAUUUUCCUCGCCUGCCGGUCCUUCCUCUUCUUCUUCCUCGACGCAACCGGCGGACAAGGUCGUUGCCUGUAACUUGUCGUGCUACUGCAUGUACCUGGUGGCCGCGGCGCCGGACAACUCUGCGUGGAUCAAACGCCGCUACAAGGCUGUGAAGAACGACGUCGAGAAGGUGUUGAAGCGCAGUGGCGUUGUGCCUGAACCAGACAUGUAUGGAUACCUGGUCGAUUCCUUCGGCAGCGAGCACUCCCAGUGCCAUGAUGUGCUCAAGAAAGGCUCAAGGCUCGGAAAGCAGCUGGUGGAGGAGGCUGAAACAAGCAGGCCGGCAGGAGAGAUAUGGGAGCUGCUGUCGGAGUUGUGGUCGGAGAUGGUGCUCUACCUCGCACCGUCCGACAACGUCAGGGGCCACAUCGAGGGCCUGCAGCACGGCGGCGAGCUCAUCACGCUGCUGUGGCGCUGCUGCUGCACGCCACCAGCAGGCCACCCGAGUUCAAUGCCACGGCAUGCGUGCUUGUGUCGACAGGAGAUCAAGACUUACAGAGUAACACUUAGUCUGUGCAAAUAUGCUAAAACCUCGAUAAGUAAUCAAUCCUUGGUUUUGCGUCAGCUCAGUUACUUUAAUUUGCCGGUGUGCUGUUAUCAUAGCGACGAGGGAGAUCAGAUCUGA
Molecule: messenger RNA, 2181 nt
Organism: Panicum virgatum (switchgrass)
Lineage: Eukaryota; Viridiplantae; Streptophyta; Magnoliopsida; Poales; Poaceae
Exons: 1
Coding region: 1-2181 (726 amino acids)
Source: RefSeq, a predicted model, not a curated record